This is a messenger RNA of Malassezia pachydermatis, 5643 nucleotides long. Its product is annotated as nucleoporin. Lineage: Eukaryota; Fungi; Basidiomycota; Malasseziomycetes; Malasseziales; Malasseziaceae. Bases 1 to 5643 code for a protein of 1880 amino acids. The record is from RefSeq and is a predicted model, not a curated record. Gene Ontology annotation, biological process: nuclear pore organization. Gene Ontology annotation, cellular component: nuclear pore; nuclear pore inner ring. Gene Ontology annotation, molecular function: structural constituent of nuclear pore. The transcript is spliced from 2 exons.
AUGGCGUCGGCGGCCGGCAACAUAGACGUGUUUCAGCCGUCACGCUUUGAGUCACUGUAUGGAAUUAUACAUGCAGUGGCUACUACACCUGAUGCUGCUACGCCAAACUGGUAUUUGGACGUAGAGCGUCAGCGUGAUGCUUUGGCAACCUUGGGCCGAAUUCGGCCCAAGAAUGAUGCUGAGCGACGUGACAUGAACAAAGUAGGUGUCAUUGUGCUCGAUGGAAAAUCGCAGUCUGUGAAUGCCGACUUUGUUGCACAGACGUUGCUGCUUUCUGAUGAGUUGCACGUCUCGGAGAUCUAUGCAGCCUCGCUGCUCCAAGAAGGCAUCAUAGCAAGUGCACGCUGGGGCCGCACACCCACAGAAGUUGCAUGUCUGCUCUUCUAUCGCGAGCGUCUGGCGCUGCUAGCUUCACUUAAAGAGCUUGUGCGUGGCACGUAUACACAAACUGUGGGCGGCGAUCUUCGUACUGGCAUUCGCCUAGGCCGCAUGCUGGACGAACUCCUGCAAGGCGAUGUGCUAGUGCGCGAGAUGCUACACGAAAUGGAGCAGUUAGCUUCGGAGCGUGAGCGUGUCAAAGCAUCCAUGCAACGUCCUAGUGGCCAAACACGGCUCGGCGAUGAUAUCCAGAUGGAGCGUCAUACGUGGAUUACACAGGCAGAGCAAGAGCUGUGCCAUACUGUCUAUCUUCUUGCUCUCGCACGCCGCAUCUCACCAGCAGCCAUGAGCCACCUCCUGGCUCAUUUAUCGAAGAUGUCUCUCCCACCGCCCUCCGCCUCGUUGCCGGCAUGGCCCUUGUACCUUCUCACUAGCGCUAUGACUGUGUUAGACCCUACGCCCGAUGAGGCAGGGGCUUGGCUUGCGCAGCAAUCUGCCGGCGCCACUGUGUAUACCAGCGAGGUACUUCGCACCGAUGUGGCGUUCAUGAAAAGCGUAGCGCAGUCAUUAACUUCCGGUACGUGGACGACGCCUGGCUUGCAGCAUAUUCUCCAAGUCCAGUGGGCAUUGUUUGGCACCGAUGCUCUUUCCGCCCAAGCUGCUCUGGCUCCGUCGCUGAAUACAUCGAUGGAGGCUUUGCAAACUCUCGCUCACCAAGCCCUUACAGCAGAGGGUGAGGCGUCUGCUCUCGUCUUUACGAUCUUAGCGUGGCUUGGUUUCCGUCGUAGCCCAGAGGAGGAACUUGAGGAGCCUGCGCCCUUGAUUGAUCCAGAGUUCCAAGAGUACGUCUUGCAGCAGGCCGAGCAUUGGCUCUUGGGCCUUACCAAUAUCUUUUUGCCAUUGCUCCGCAAGAUGCAGCGCAGUGAAGAAGAGGCUGCUUUUGCGUCUACACGUACAGCGCGUGCCGGAUCUGCUGUGCCAGCGCGACGCUAUGAUAUCGAGGCGCUCUUUGAUGCGAUUGCGUUGCUCUGCCGCCACCGUCCGGAAUCGGGCCUCCCAUUUUGGCUCGGCGCAGACCGUCGUAUUUCCCGUUUCUUGCUGUGGGCGAUCGAUACACGCGAAACGGGUCAGCAGCGAGCCCUCUUUGCAAUGCUGGCAGCACUCUCGGAGGGCGAGCAGUGUGCGGCGUAUACCCAUGCCUUGUUAGAGCAUGACAGCAGUACUGGGAAUGACCGCAGCUUGGUGGCAUGGUCGCGUUUGUUUGAAUGGCUAGCCCACUAUAUUGAAGCCUUCCAGCGCCAUACCUCCGCUGUCAUGCCGCCCGAAGAAAUGGUGCUCCUACGUGGCUUUUUGCAUGUCCUGGCCAGCGUGGUACGCCAUAGUGUGACGACACGCGACGCUCUUUUCAUGCAUAAAGAGUACGCGCCAUUGGACCGCCUCUUUGGCCUUUACGCCUGUGCGGUGCCCAUGGAUCUGAAAGCAGCCCUGCUGGAAGCCUUGACAGCGUUUGCGGCUCACCGCGAUGGCGCUACCUCAGCCCGUGUCUUGCAGUCGCUGUGGGACCGGCUUGAGCAGACAGGGGCCAUCCGCCGCGUGCGUGGUGAAAUGCCACGGGCUGUCUACGAAUUGGAGCAGGUGGAAGCUGUGCAUGGCCGGUACCCAGGGACCUACCAACUGAUCACGUUCUUGCAGGCCGUUCUGCCGUAUGCGACGCCGGCUGCCCAGGCCGAAGCGCUUGUGGCGCAUAUGCAUGGCCAGGGCGCGCUCCCUGCGUCCCAUCCUUUCACGACCAGUGGCGCGGCUCCCUAUUUGGCGUUUGUGCUGGACGAUGUGUUUCUGCCUGCUGCCAAGCGCACAUAUGCACGCGCGACAGAGCGAUGGUCCUUAUCGGCCGCAUGCAUUGAGUUAAUGGAUGCGUGCCUGGCCUCGUUUGCGCUUGCGCCCAAGGAUGCGAAGGAGUCCUUGGCCAAACACCCAGGCUUUGAUGUGGUGCGUCGGCUGCUCAGCGGCAAGUCGUUGCUGCAAGAGCUGUUCUUCUUCUUGCAUCCCGAUCCUUCCUUGGCUGGGUAUGAAGUGAUCGAGCAGAAUCGUGCUCAGACGCCCGACUUUGCGCGUGCCGUGAAGGGUGUGAUGCGUAUUCUGCUACGCAUUUUGGAAAUCCAGCCACAUGUACUGCAAACGCUUCUUCCUGCGUGGAGCGAUGCAUUGGUAGGAGAGCGCUCUGCGUUUGUGCCGCUGGACCUGCACCUACUGCAAUCGCCGACCACUGUUGUGCAAGUGGCCUUGUACUUGCAGAGCACGGAUCCUGACUUGGCUUGGCUCGCUGUGCAGCUGCUGAAUGCCUUGGCUCGCACCGCCACGUUCCAAGCCACGGAUGCGUUUGGCCCACUGCGUGCACGCACCUCUAUGAAUCGCUUGGUUGGUAUUUUGGAAAUGACCGAGGAGGCGGCCCGCGUCACGAACGGCGCGCUUGCCUGGCUCGAGGCCGAGCCCGACGAUGAUAUGGACGUGCCUGUGUCCCGUGAUCCUCUUAGUACACGUGCUACGUCAGCGCGUGUCCAAGCUGCGCUUCUUGACCUACUCGCCACGCUGACACAGCCGCAUGUGCCAGCCCCCAAUCUGGCGCACUUGCUGCUGGGCUUUGAUAUGCAAGCCCCUGCGCAAGAUCGCCUGGUGGAUGGCACACGUGAUGCUAUGCUGCAGGCGAUUCGGACGCGCGUCGACCCGCCUGGUCGCUGGCCCGCGGUGCUGGCAGAGCGAUGCUAUGCGGUACUUCAUCACCUGUGUGUGCAUGCGUAUACCAGCGCAGCUACCUUGCGUUUCUUGCGCACGCAUGACUUUGUUACGCAUAUGCUUGAGCGAGUGGCACUACGUCCUGUGGCUGCGGAGGACGACCAUGUCCUCCCACCAGCCAAGGCAUGGACCUCUAUGUCGCUGAGCCGUCGAGGUACGUUGGUCUGGGCGUCUGGCGAUUCCAUGUCGGUAUCGGCGGAAGCGACCCUCGCGUGGAUGCAGUCGCUGGCACACAUUCUCUCUCUCACUGCACUGGAACUGCAUACCCUAGCAGCCCAUGGCCAACUGGCACGGGCAACACCGCUAUUGACGCUGCUUCUAGGCGAGCCUGCCAUGCAAGGCCGAGGGGCUCCGGCUGGUCGAUGGCUGCCAUGCCUCCAUGCUACGCAUGUGACGUGGGAUGACCCGACAUCGGCCCAUCCGCCACCGCAUGUGGCGCGUCUCGCGGCGGCGCAGGUGGAGGAUGCAGCGACGGGGCCUCGUAUUUACGAUAUUGGCGCUGUCGCUGCCCUCUUGCUGGAAGAACGUCGGCAGGUUAGUGGCCCUGUACCUCCUUCAUGGCUGGAGCAGGCGCAGCACACGUUGCUUUGGGCCGCCUCUCAAAACACCCGCCGGGCUAUUUCCCAAGCCCGUCGUGCAGCUCUUCAGGCAUGGCGCCAAGUCCUGGAUGUGCUGAUGAGUGAAUGCAUGAGCGCGCUGCGAGCGGAUGUACGUGUACCGCUUCUGCUGGAUGUUGUUACGGCUCUCCUUCCCCGCCUGGAUGACGAUCAGGAUGAUAUGGCUGUCCCAGAUAUGGCCGCAAGUGCGAUUUUGCAUGCGCUGCAUGCGGUUCGUCGCGAAGCCGAAGCCCCCAGUGAUCGCCUGAUUCCCCUCCUGCGUGCUCUUCUCGAUGUGAUCUGCCCAGGCUCAAGUGCACAAGCGCGUAGCGACUUGUACUUGAGCGUGGUAUGCACGACGCAGCUAGCGGCGAAGAACAGCACUGCGGCGCGUGCGACGCGGGUGCGCACGCUCCUGGCCACGCACGCGGAGCGCUUGAUUGAUACUGCAGCACGUGAUGCGCUGGAUGGCUCGGACGUGACACAGACGGUAGCACUUACCCUGCUCAUGCACUUGGCCUCGCUGGAUGAGGCGGCGCCUCGCUUGCAUGUGGGCCAGGUCCUGGCGCAGCGUGGGUAUCUGCCGAGCCUAGCGAUUCGCUUGCAGGAACUGGAUGCGCCCUUGCAGGCGACUCUGGCGCCGGAUCCACCGUCGCUGAAUGCACAAUAUGUGUAUGAGGCAUUGAUGGCGCUGCUGGGUCGUUUGGCGCAUAUUGAUGCGACGCACAUUAUCGAUGCGCGUAUCUUGGAUGUGCUGGCCCGUGUGGAUUUCCCCUCCAUGCGGCCUGAACACACGUGGGACGAAGCCGAGGGGUUCCUGCCGCCCGUCGCGGAGCGGUACGCGAGUCUUCUUGCGCCCCUCUUGCAACUGCUGGUGAGUGUGGUGACGCAAGCGCCCCAAGCCAAGGCCUCAGUCCAAGCUUUGUUGCUAGCCCAUCAGGAUGCUUGGCUGGCGGCCUUGCAUAGCCCUGUGCAGUCCUCGCCCAGUGUCGCCGACGUGGAGCAGGCGGCGUUGCUCGUGCACAUCCUUGCACAUGUCCAAGUCCCCGCGCCGUUCCAUACGGCGGUGCUGGCGUUGGCCGCCAUGUACCUGACGCCCGACGCAGCACAGGUACUUGUGCCGCAAACGCCCAGCGAGCGUGACGAUGUCUCGAUUCUUGCGCCGACACUCCAUGGAUUGGUACAAGUGGCUGGAGAAGCGCGACGUACACUGUUUGCGGAUACAGCCCAUGCAGCUGUGCUUCGAUUGGUGCGUGCGUUGGUUCAGUACUUGGAGCAAGCGAGCACUGCGACACACGAAACACGUGCCAUGCUCGUCCCUUCGCUGCACGUAGCGCGGAUCUCCGAGCAGGCCACCGCGUCGCGCAUGGUCGCUGCGCCCUCGCUUGGUACCGCUAUUGCUGCGCUCAAAGAGCAGCUGUCGUCCAUGUCGUCGACGCUGCAAAGCCUAGACCGAGUCGAUGGAGUGCGACGUGAUCCCUCCUCCGUGCAUGCUGAUGAAUGGGCGGACAUUGCUGCGGAGCAAGGCUGCGUUUCCACCUCGCCUCUCGAGUGCCGUAUGGUAGGCGAGCAGGCUGUGGAGCGUAUGGCGACGCAGCUCCAUGCUAUGGCCGACGCGCAGCUAGAUGUGGUCGAGCGUUUGCUGGUCUUGCUAGUACGCCACUUGGAUCUGUUUACGCGCCUGGGUCCCACGCGGACAUCGCUGGAUAGCCAAGCGCUACAGGCCGAGGUGCAUACGGUCCUUGCGCCGAUUCUUGACGAGCGCGCUGCGUACAUGACGGUACCUACGCACUUGCUGCCCGAUGCGGCAGAGCAUGCCACUUUCCUGCAUAUGAGUGCGCGACGCGUAUCGGAACUGCUCCUGGGGGCGACGUGA